Helianthus annuus (common sunflower) is the source of this 3671-nucleotide messenger RNA. RefSeq names its product protein transport protein SEC31 homolog B. Bases 194 to 3478 code for a protein of 1094 amino acids. Gene Ontology annotation, molecular function: protein binding; structural molecule activity. The transcript has 22 exons. Lineage: Eukaryota; Viridiplantae; Streptophyta; Magnoliopsida; Asterales; Asteraceae. Gene Ontology annotation, cellular component: COPII vesicle coat; endoplasmic reticulum exit site. The record is from RefSeq and is a predicted model, not a curated record. Gene Ontology annotation, biological process: endoplasmic reticulum to Golgi vesicle-mediated transport; COPII-coated vesicle cargo loading; endoplasmic reticulum organization.
UCAAAGAAACAGAAAUUACCACUGCAACUUAUAAACGCUCGCUGACCACGAAGACCUGAAUCAACAGCAAGACGUUAAUCACAACAGAUUCAAGUCUUCAAACCACAAAAUCCCCCAAUUAAACCACAUCCAAACCCUAGAACCACACAAUCCUCAAUUAGAUCUCAAAAUUCACCACCAAAAUCGUCUCAAAAUGAGCACAUCAGCGUGCAUAAAGCAAGUAGAUCGAUCCGCAUUGGUCGCAUUUGCUCCCGAUGCACCGUUCUUCGUCGCCGGAACCAUGGCCGGAGCUGUGGACUUGUCGUUCAGUUCUUCUGCAAAUCUCGAAGUGUUUAAGCUUGAUUUUGGAUCGGAUGAUCGUGAUUUGAUACUAACCGGUGCUAUAGCUAGUUCUGAACCGUUUAAUCGGCUGUCGUGGGGGAAAUCACCGGCGUCCGGUUCGGAAGAGUUCUCGCUUGGUUUGAUUGCUGGAGGAGUUGUGGAUGGUGACAUUGGUGUCUGGAACCCUAGGGUUCUUAUUAGUUCGGAGGAAAGUGAAAAUGCUCUUGUUCAGCAGCUAUCAAGACAUAAAGGACCUGUUCGUGGACUGGAGUUUAGUUCCUUCUCACCAAACCUUCUUGCAUCGGGUGCCGAAGAAGGUGAAAUUUGUAUAUGGGAUUUGGCUAAACCAACGGAGCCGAAGCAUUUUCUUUCUCUCAAGGGCAGUGAAUCUUUAACACAUGGAGAAAUUUCAUUUUUAUCAUGGAACAAGAAGGUCCAGCCUAUCUUGGCAUCUACUUCUUCUCAAGGAACAACUGUGGUUUGGGAUAUUAGGAAGCAAAAGCCGAUUAUAAGUUUUUCAGAUUCGGUUAGAAGAAGAUGUUCCAUUUUGCAAUGGCAUCCUGAGUUUGCCACUCAGCUCAUUGUUGCUUCUGAUGAUGACAAUUCACCUUCUUUAAGGAUAUGGGAUAUGCGGAACACAAUGUCGCCAUUGCGAGAGUUAGCAGGUCAUACUAAAGGUGUCGUUGCGAUGUCAUGGUGUCCUCAUGAUAGCGCCUAUUUGCUUACAUGUGCCAAAGAUAACCGCACUAUUUGCUGGGACACUAAUUCUGCUGAGAUUGUCUCUGAACUGCCAGCUGGAACCAAUUGGAAUUUCGAUGUCCACUGGUAUCCAAAAUUACCUGGGGUCAUAUCAGCAUCUUCGUUUGAUGGGAAAAUUGGUAUUUAUAACAUUGAGGCUUGUCCUCGUUAUGGUGUUGGUGAGGGUUAUUUUGGAUCAGCACCUUUAAGAGCCCCAAAAUGGCAUCAACGCAAAGCUGGAGUCUGUUUCGGAUUUGGUGGCAAACUUGUUUCUUUUCACACAACUGGUGGAACUUCAGAGGUUGAAGUGCAUGAUUUGGUUAAUGAACAUAGUAUCGUGAGCAAUUCAUCUGAAUUCGAAGCUGCAAUAAGUAGCGGAGACAGAGCUUCACUGAGACUACUGUGUGACCAAAAAACUCAAGAAUCCAAAUCUGAAGAUGACAAAGAAACAUGGGGAUUGUUGAAGGUUAUGUUUGAAGAUGACGGAACAGCACGAACAAAACUCUUAAACCACCUUGGCUUCAGUUUACCGACAGAAGAACAAAACUACGUUACAGAACAAAACAAUCUCUCUGAGGAUCUAAGUUCUUUAAAUCUCGACAAAAUUAGUGAAGAUAUACUUACGGAGGGAGGACCGACACUCAAUUACCUAACAUCUGAUAACGGGGAAGAUUUCUUUAACAAUUUACCAAGUCCUCAAGCUGUCACACCCGUGUCAACUUCUCACAAUAGCUUUGCUAUAGAAGAAUCUGUUCCUGCUGUGGAAGAAUCAUCGGUAACAAAAGAAAACGACUUACCAGAUGGAAGUGCUGAUAAUUCGUUUGAUGAGGCUAUUCAGCGUGCAUUGGUUGUUGGGGAUUAUAAGGGAGCUGUUGCACAGUGCAUAGCUGCAAAUAAAAUGGCGGAUGCGUUAGUUAUUGCACAGGUCGGUGGUUCUUCCCUGUGGGAGACCACACGCGACCAUUACCUCAAAUAUAAUUCUUCUCCUUACUUGAAGGUUGUUGCUGCAAUGAUAAAUAGUGACCUUGUUGGUUUAGUAAAUACCAGGCCCCUGAAAUCUUGGAAAGAGACUCUUGCUCUUCUCUGCACUUUUGCUCAGGGGGAUGAAUGGACUUUACUAUGUGAUAGUCUUGCUUCUAGGCUCGUAAAUGCUGGUAAUACAUUAGCUGCAACUUUUUGCUACAUAUGUUCGGGGAACAUCGAUAAAACCGUGGAAAUCUGGUCAAAGAAGGUUACAGUUGACCAUGAGGGGAAAUCCUAUGUUGAUCUUCUUCAGGAAUUAAUGGAGAAAACAAUAGUCCUUGCUUUAGCAACUGGGCAAAAGAAAUUCAAUGCGUCUUUAUGCAAACUUGUUGAAAAGUAUGCUGAGAUAUUAGCAAGUCAGGGGCGUUUAUCAACAGCUAUGGAAUAUUUGAAGUUGAUGGGAACCGAUGAUCUGUCUCUUGAACUUUCCAUCUUAAGAGACCGGAUAGCUUUCUCAUUUGAACCGGAGAAAACUGCAACGGAGUCUACAGAUUAUGGUUACUCUCAAACACAUACAGGAGAUGUAUACCAACAAAUGAAUUCAGUUGUGGAGCCCCAUCAAAACUAUUAUCAGGAGAACUAUCAACAACAGCACCAACAACCUGCGCUGUCUUACGUUAAUCAUCAGGAAACGCCACAAAGGAGCAUGUUUGUUCCAUCCCCUGCGGUUCCCAGUCCUGCUGUGGGCUAUAAUCAACCACCGGUUACAACUCAGGCAGCGGCAAGACCCUUUGUUCCUGUGACGCCACCAAUAAUGAGAAAUGUUGACCAAUACCAGCAACUCCCCACCUUGGGUUCUCAGUUGUAUCCUCCUCAGUUGAAUGCCAACUCCAAUUAUCAAGCUGGACCAACACGGCCCGGCUUUGUACCAUCUUCUGUGGCAAACACUACAGGCCCGACGUUACCACCUAGUGUGGCCCCCGCACCUCCUGUAAGAGGGUUCAUGCCUAUCAAUGGUAAUACAGGAAUGCAAAGAACCACAUCUGGUGGUCAAAUGCAACAACCCAAUGCCGCUACGGAGUCUCCUCCUCCAACAGUACAGACAGCUGAUGUGUCAAAUGUCCCUGCUCAGCAAAGGGCGGUUGUUGGAACGUUGACUAGACUCUUCAACGAGACAUCAGAAGCCCUGGGAGGUUCAGGUGCCGUUCCAGCUAAGAAACGGGAGAUUGAUGAUAACUCCAAGAAAAUAGGUGCUUUGUUUGUUAAACUAAACAAUAACGAUAUCUCCAAAAACGCUGCUGAAAAGCUUAUUCAGCUCUGUCAAGCUUUGGACCGGAGUGACUUCCCUGCGGCCCUCAAGAUCCAGGUAGAUCUUACCACCAGUGAUUGGGAUGAGUGCAGCUUCUGGUUAGCAACGCUCAAAAGAAUGAUCAGGAUCAGGCAGAAUGCAAGAUGAUUGAAUGACUUAUUCUUGAAUAUGCCUUUUUUUGCGUUAUAUAAUUCAAGAUUUUCUGAAAUUUUAAAGCAGUUAAAAGAAGAUGGAUCACAGGGUUUUGUUUGUGUUUUUGCCCUUAUUGUGUGAUAUAUUGAAAUAGAUUUGGUUUUCUUGACUAGCUUUAUCAGAAAUUAAGGGUUAGCUUAUUAUUAUU